CCAUGUUUCAUCAACUCUCAAAAUGAAAGCCAUCGUGCUGAAUGGCACAAACGCUACAGUGGUAUACUCACGGCCCAUUCCCAGACUACGUGAUGACUACCUUCUCAUUAAAACCAUUGCCGUCGCCCUAAAUCCGACCGACUGUAAGGCGAUCAGCCAGGGAAGAGGGGCCAAAAACGGCCUUGCUGGCUGCGACUUCGCUGGUACUGUCGAAGACAUCGGACCAGCAGUCACCAAGAAGUGGACUAAAGGUGACCGAGUCUGUGGCUGUACGCAUGGUGCCAAUAGCAGCAAUGCCGAGGAUGGGUCCUUCGCGGAGUUCAUCGUUGCUAAGGGGGAUGUUUGUAUACGAAUGCCGGAUAGCAUGAACUUCGAGGACGUGGCCGGCAUCGGCGUCAGUGCAAUUACAUGCGGUCAAGGCCUGUUCCAGCAAUUGGGGCUGAAUCUUCCCGUUGAUCCCAUCAAAGAGAAAGAGUAUAUUUUGAUUUAUGGUGGGAGUACGUCGGCGGGAACUCUUGCUAUCCAAUACGCGAAACUGGCCGGUUAUUCUGUUCUUGCAACUUGCUCUCCUAAGAAUGCAGAUCUGGCCAAGUCCCGCGGCGCCGAAGCAGUCUUCGACUACCGAGAUCCAGCAUGUGGAGAGCAGAUCUACCGUUACACGAACGGAGAGCUCCAGCUGGUCUGGGAUACAAUCGGCUCCGACCAAGGAGUCCGGGUCUGCAUGACUGCCCUGUCAACGAAGCCCGGAUGCCGAUACGGUACGAUUCUCUUCAAUGAUAUUCCUCGGCAGGAUGUCGCCUGUACCCGGAGCAUCAUGAUGACGUUUCGGGGCGAGCCCUUUGACUUGUACGGCAAACAUUUUCCGGCAAAUGCUGAGGACUUUGAGUUUGCGAAGAUGUUCACACAAUUGACGGAAACACUCCUCGCUGAAAACAAGUUGAAGCCUCAUCCAGCCAGAAUCUGUGAAGGGGGCCUGCAAGGUGUACUUAAUGGUGUCGGGUUGAUGCAACAGGGGAAUGUGAGCGGCACUAAAUUGGUGUAUAGAGUUGCUGAUAGUUGCUAGGUAAGGGUUUCGUUCCCCACAAUCCAGGGUUGCGUACAAUGUACAUAUGGGGAUAUAAGCAUGGGCGCCUUCCAAGUUGGGUUGGUUUCCCUCUCCAUCGUUCCCUUUGUUUAUCCAUGCGACGGGGACGAUGUCAAUCCUGGGGGGAAUUCAAGGCACGCUGUCGAUCAUCUCGUACAUGUGACUUCGAUGUACAGGCGAUAAACCAAAAAUGGGGCUGCGAUUGGUCACUAGUUCCCAACCAUUGGAUUGCCUCUGUAUGAAGUCAUCUUUGCUCAUGAGAACCCUGUACAUAAUAGUGUAGGAAGACAUCAAUGGAGAAGUACUGGUUGAUACAGAAUUGGGUGGUUAUAAGUCAUUUGGAUCGAAUGAUGUGGCUUUUCAAGGGUUUGUCAAGGGGGGUUGGGGUUAACGUACCAAAGUAGCUGAAAUUGGGAAUAUUCCGCCUAGGCUAAAUGACUAACGAGAGGAAAGUGGAAUGAGCGAUUAUCCCUAUCUUUGCCAGAGCACCUAUAAUUCACGCAAAGAUAUAGAACAAGUGUUCUUCUGAAUUUCUAGACGGCAGAAACGACCGUUCUGGACAUAUAAACCCCCGGUGGGCCAGACCAAUAAGCAGGGGAAUGGUGGGGUAAGU
Aspergillus alliaceus is the source of this 1697-nucleotide messenger RNA. Its product is annotated as zinc-binding alcohol dehydrogenase family protein. Bases 23 to 1063 code for a protein of 346 amino acids. The record is from RefSeq and is a predicted model, not a curated record. NCBI's taxonomy places the organism in Eukaryota, Fungi, Ascomycota, Eurotiomycetes, Eurotiales, Aspergillaceae. Gene Ontology annotation, molecular function: oxidoreductase activity, acting on NAD(P)H. The transcript is spliced from 2 exons.